ACGUCGGUGUCGGAAGAUGUCCGCUUUCGCCGCGCUCACCAGCAAUUGAAUGGCAGCCGCGGCUUGUUUUCGCUCGGAAGAAAUGUGAAUGUGUGUGCGUGCCUUUUGUCAAACAGCCGGACGAACCCUAAACAUCUCAUUUCAAAGCGAAAAACUCUCGUUAAAUGUCACAUUUAACACUGCCGUGGUGUGAAAAGUGAAGUUCCUCGUGCGCUUGCGAGCCAACGCUCGAAAGCGAGACGCUUUAAAGCUCCGGUCAAACUAGCUCGCUAGCCUACUUAGCAUGCUAGCUUUGGGUACCCGGAGAGCGAACGGGUUGAGGUUCUUCUUGUUGACCGACCGUCCGUUUCGUGUUCGCCCGGUGAAGGGUUCGCUGUCCGUUGCCCUCGUUGGAGGGUCGUUGGAGAACUGUUAAAGAGUGGGAGGAAGGACUGCACCAGAGGGGAAGAGACGGACAAAGCUAAAGUUAGCCGCUUAGCUGAGCUGACAUGGCGACGUGACUCACGGUGGAGUACAGGGCGGAGCGGGAAGGGGACCUACUCUGUUCGGAAGCGGAUAACACAAACGAACCGGGCGCAGAAUGGCUCGGCUAGCGGCAUUUUUAAGUGAAGCAAUCCAGGAAAGCUCCGGCGCUGGACUUCCUCAAAAAAGCACAACAAAAUGAAGGCAGCUGACGAGCCUGCCUACCUGACCGUUGGUACUGACGUGAGCGCCAAGUACCGAGGGGCCUUCUGCGAGGCCAAGAUCAAGAUCGUCAAGAGGCUGGUCAAGGUCAAGGUGACUCUAAAAGGGGAGAGUACUAGCCAGGUGGUCCACGACGAUCAGGUCAAAGGUCCCCUCAGGGUGGGCUCCACAGUGGAGGUCAAGACAAAUGAAGGAGUGUGCAGUGAGGCCAUCAUCGGCAAGCUGACAGACGCCAGCCUCUACACCGUCGUUUUUGACGACGGAGACGAGAAGACGCUGCGGAGGUCGUCCUUGUGUUUAAAAGGCGAGCGGCACUUUGCGGAAAGCGAGACGUUGGACCAGCUUCCCCUCACCAACCCAGAACACUUUGGCACUCCGGUCAUCGGCAAGAAGUCCAACCGCGGACGGCGUUCCUCGCAGGCCGUGGCGGACGAAGAGAACGAGUCGUCAUCCAGCGAAGAAGACGACGAUGACCGCAGGAGGCCCAACGAUGAUCUCCUGGGGAAAGUCUGUAGCAUCAAGAAGGAGGAGCAGCCUGCCUCCUGUUUUUUGGCACUUGUUGUGUCUCCCAGCUGCAAUGACGAGUUGGUGGUGAAGAAGGAUCAAUGUCUGGUCAGGUCCUUCAGUGACUCAAAGUUUUUUACAGUGGCCAGGAGGAACGUGUAUCCCCUCAACUCCAUCAACAUCAACAAAUCAGAGCUCUCAAACACUCGCGGUUUUGAAGCAGCUCAGGCAUUUGCGCGAAGAAAAGAGGUCCCGGAGAUAUGGAAGAUGGACAUGAGUCAAAUCUUGGACUCGUCCUCCAGCGACGAAGAACGUGAAAACGACAACGAUGAUGUGGAGAAAGAGAGUGAAGAUGAAGACAUGGAUGAGGAGGAGAAGAGGAAAAAGCUCAGCAGAGAGGAGCCGGAGGAGGAGCCAGACCCGGAGGAGCGGGAGUACUUCCUACAGCAGCUCUACAAAUUUAUGGAAGACCGAGGAACGCCCAUUAAUAAGCCUCCGGUGUUGGGCUACAAAGACUUGAAUCUGUUCAAACUCUACCGACUAGUCUACCAACACGGCGGCUGCCGCAAGAUUGAAAGCGGUACAGUGUGGAAGCAGAUUUACAUGGACUUGGGCAUCCCCAUCCUCAACUCGGCAGCAUCGUACAACGUCAAGACUGCCUACAAGAAAUACCUGUUCGGCUUUGAGGAGUACUGCCGCUCCGCCUGCAUCACCUUCAGGACAGUCCACCACAACAACAUGCGCCCUCCUAAAGUACCGGGCAUUCCCAGGAUAGGAAACAUUCCCAGGACCGGCAGGGCCGACUUCACCUUGGCCACCCUGAAGGUGGAGGACAAGGGCGAUGAGUCUGAGAGCGGAAGUGACAAAGAAGAGCUUAAGGACAGACAGAUGUCUCCUCGGGGGAGAAGACGAUGCAGCGCCAAAAUGGAGGUGUCCAAGAUGGAGCCUCCCAACAAGGGAGGAGAUGACAUCAGCGAGGAAUCCAGGGACGUGCGGCGACGCAGCAGCCGACGCCUCGACGGCUCCGACCGGGGCUCCGAGGAGGACGAGGAUGAAGAGGAGGAGGAAGAACAGGAGGAUGAGGAUGACGAAGACGAUGAAGAAGAUGAGGACGACGAGGACGAAGAGAGGGAAAGACGGCUGGGUGUCAGGAGCGAGGACGAGGAGGACAGUGAUGCCGUGACGGGGACAAAAGUGAGGGUCAAGUACGGGAGAGGGAAGACGCAAAAGAUCUACGAGGCGCACAUCAAGAAGACGGACAACGACAAUGGAGAACACUUUUACUUGGUGCAUUACUACGGUUGGAACGUCAGGUAUGACGAAUGGGUCAAGGCCGACCGCAUCAUCUGGCCGGCCGAGAAAGGAACAAGGAAGAGAACCAGGAAGAAGGUGAAGAACAAAGAAGAAGCCGACAAGGAGGAGGAAAAAAUGCCGACGUUGGCGACCACGCCCCCGCUGCCGCAUAAGACCACGGGGGCCAAGCGAGGACGCCCCCAAAUCCGGAGCGCGCCCAGCAACACGCCGCCCGGACGUAAGACGCCAAGCAGCGAGGGCCGGCUCAACGGCAAAAGCGGACGUGCCGAGUUGCCGCACAACAUGGCCAAUGGCGACAACUUGUCACGUGUCCGUAGGACAAGGAGGACAUCAGGGAUGUACGACUCGGACCGCGCCUCAAACGAGGACUCUGGGAACUCCACGGUUGACAGUGAAUCAGAAGAGCCGCCUGACAAGAAGCCAUGGCGAGGGAGGCCUGGAAAUGAGGACUCGAAGGAGGUUGAGCUGAGCCGGGCCUUAGUCGUGGCGGCCUCUCCGUGUCCUGCCACACCACCUCGCCCUAGCGCGGUGCCACAGGCCACCGCCCACGUCACCACCCCUUCCCAAGAGAAGGACCGACCGGCUGAGGAAACUAUCAAAGUAGCAGAUGAGCUCAUCGAUGCGCCUGAAGUGGCUGAAACGGCGUCACCCUCCUUGUCCCCUCGACCCGAUGCUCCACCUGCCCUGUUGGAAGACCCCAAGACACCACCUUUGUCACCGCCAGCGCUUAAAGUUCACAACUGCGAAACGCCGCCUAAACUCUGCGGUCCGGCUAGCGCCACCAGUCCCGAACUGCCUCUUCUCCCUCCUCCCCAUAGUGUUCUGACCAGGCCGGAUAAACCCAUGGUGGUGCUCCACUGCCUCCCCACACCGCGUCCCCGGCCGGAACCCCCUAUGCCACCCGUUACCACCCCGUCGGACACAGACUCCGCCAGCGAGGAGGAGGAGGAAAAACCCGAGCUGAAGCCGUCCUACGAUACGAAGCGGGAAGAGAUGACGCCCACCUCACCAAAGUCCUCGACGAGCCCCUCCGAGGCGGCCCCUGGCGCUUCACCCAAAUCCCUCCCAUCCCCACAACGCGGUGCAGAGGCGGAAAGGAGCGACCGCAAAGCAGCCAGGGCGGACGAAGUGCAAGAGCGAGCGGGCGAAGAGACUGACGAACACACGCCGGAGAGUGCCGGGACGUCGCCCCGUACCCGGGAAGUCCUGGGCCCCGCCCCCGGCGAAGAGCUACCCAUGGGCGCCGAAGCGUUACUCUGCCAUGAGGUCGACCUGGAUGAUCCCGAUGACAAGGACAAGCCCGCCUCUUGCUCGGAGUCCCGCCUCCUCGUGGCGAGGGAGCAGACACCCCCGUUGCCCCGCCGACCCUUCCUACCAGACGAGGUCUCCGGCUGCAACACCUGUCCUGAGGAGCUCCGCCCGGCUGCCCUCGACUCCCAGAUAGAGGAAGUGGUGGUGUGUGGAGCCAGAGAGAAGGAGGACGACACCCACUCCGGUCCGGAUGCGGACGCGCUGCAGGAAGCCCGAGGUCAAAAGCGUCUGGUGGAGUGCAACUCGACAAGCCCCGCCUCCAAAAAACACAAACGCAACCACAAGCGAGCCGGCGGGUCGACGUCCAAGAGCGACAAGAACAGCGCAGGUCACAGCAGCGACAGCGAGGACCAAUCGCGUCUUUCGGCUUUGCCUAAACCCAACAAGUCUCGCUGCCCUUCCGUUACGUCGCCGCACGCCAAAGACAAACAAAACGCCGCCUCACCGCAGCGAGCAUCCAAGUGGACCUUUCAGCUCGACGCUUUGGACAGCAUGUCGAGUAGCGAGAGGAUCUCCUUCCUGCAGGACAAGCUGCAGGAGAUCCGCAAGUACUACAUGAGCCUCAAGUCCGAGGUGGCGUCCAUCGAUAGACGCAGGAAGCGCUUAAAAAAGAAGGAGCGAGAAGUGUCCAACACCACUGCGUCAACGUCUUCGGGCUCGUCGGACGCCGCCAUGAGCCCGUCGUCGGCAUCUCCCGCACAAGGCGGUGUGGCGGUGGAGUGCAGGUGAUGACACGCCCGACCGACCUACGGACCACAGAAAAAGGACUGACUUCCUGUUUGACUCUUCAUCAGCCACAGAGCACUUCCGCUUUUUAUUUCCAUUCGUCUUCACGUUCUUCUCCCUCUAUUUCUGGACGAUUUUCACACGUAUGAACUCGGGAGUACAGCUGUAGGGUCAGGGGGGGAGGAGCCAAAUCAGCUGCUUAUGCAAAACAGUACUUGGACAUCAAAUUUUGUGUCAAGUAAAAAAAAAAAUUUUUUUUUUUUUACUUUUCUACGAAAUUAGAGAUUCUAUUUUGGUAAUAAAAAAGAAAAUGAUGAAUAAAUUUUUUUUCUGUUGCAUCGCAGUGAGGAUUUUAACUCAUCGGCUGCCGCGGUGGGCGCUUCAAAUGGAUUGGACGUAUGCUAGUGAUAAACUCAUCUUGGCCAGAAGAAGAACAAAUUAUUAUUAUUUUUAACUCGUCUGUCACUGACGUAAUAGACAUCCAAUCCGUUUGAAACGGAUUAGACGUCUACAAGCGAUAAACUCAUCAGCGAGAUGAUGCGUCUUGGCAAGAGGAAGAACAAAUUCAAUUUUGGAACUCAGUCUGCCAAUGACAGCGAUAGACAUCGAAUCCAUUUGAAGCCAAAGAACAUUUUAAAAAGGAUUUUUGACUUUGUAACGGUUUGACAUUUGGUGUCUGACCCGACCGCUCGCUUCUUCCCGUUCGUUUCCUGUGGCGCUGGUGGACUUUUGUGUAAAUAAGAUGUGGGUGAAAAUGUAAAGAAUGAUUUAUAAUAUUUUUAAGAGAGGACUUUGUACGCUUCCGUCAGCCGCCCAGGGGAAAAGCCUUCCCGGACGCUCGGCGACCGUUUCCAAUAAAGUUUUAAAAUAUUCA
Messenger RNA from Corythoichthys intestinalis (scribbled pipefish), 5413 nucleotides. It is a transcript of the gene arid4a, whose product is annotated as AT-rich interactive domain 4A. The transcript has 25 exons. The record is from RefSeq and is a predicted model, not a curated record. Bases 661 to 4542 code for a protein of 1293 amino acids. Gene Ontology annotation, molecular function: transcription cis-regulatory region binding. Gene Ontology annotation, cellular component: nucleus. NCBI's taxonomy places the organism in Eukaryota, Metazoa, Chordata, Actinopteri, Syngnathiformes, Syngnathidae. Gene Ontology annotation, biological process: regulation of transcription by RNA polymerase II.